This is a messenger RNA of Orbicella faveolata, 3346 nucleotides long. RefSeq names its product protein O-GlcNAcase-like. Lineage: Eukaryota; Metazoa; Cnidaria; Anthozoa; Scleractinia; Merulinidae. Gene Ontology annotation, molecular function: acyltransferase activity, transferring groups other than amino-acyl groups; beta-N-acetylglucosaminidase activity. Gene Ontology annotation, biological process: glycoprotein metabolic process. The record is from RefSeq and is a predicted model, not a curated record.
UGAAACUGCGCAUAAUCCGAAUUUGCGAGAGCGACUGGUUUACUAAUGAAGGCGUUAUCUGGUCGAGUUCGUAUUCUCAAGAAUUCAAAACUGAAACUUCGCGUAGGAUUAAAGAAAAGGGAUGCAAUGACUUCAGAUUCAUCUAAAGAUAAAACUGAAGUUUUUCUAAGCGGGGUAGUUGAAGGUUUCUAUGGAAGACCGUGGACAUUUGAACAGCGAAAGGAGUUGUUCUUGAGAUUAAAGAACCUGGGGAUGAAUACUUACUUAUAUGCUCCCAAAGAUGACCUCAAACACAGAGCCCUAUGGAGGGACCUUUACAGUCCAGAAGAAACAGAAAAUUUGAAGCAGCUCAUUGCAUCAUCAAAGGAGUGUGGAAUAACAUUUUACUAUGCCUUGUCACCUGGUCUUGAUAUUUUGUUUUCAAAUUCAAGAGAUGUUCAGCUGCUCAAAAAGAAAAUGGAUCAGGUACAAAAGCUUGGAUGUGUGGCAUUCGCCUUGUUAUUUGACGACAUUGACCCACAGCUUCAUGGUGCUGAUCUUGAAGCAUUUACUUCAUUUGGAGAUGCUCAGGUGGAAAUCACCAAUAACAUAUACAAACACUUGAGAUGCCCAAGCUUUCUCUUUUGUCCAACAGAGUACUGUGGCACCAGAGCUGUUCCAACUGUAGAGACAUCUGAUUACCUCAUUACCUUGGGGAAUAAACUUAACCCGAAGAUAAACAUUAUGUGGACAGGUCCAAAAGUGGUUUCCAAAGUGAUUACCACACAAACUAUUGAGGCUCUUACAACAGUGCUUAAAAGGAAACCUGUCAUCUGGGACAAUAUUCAUGCCAAUGACUAUGAUCAGAGACGUGUCUUUUUGGGUCCGUACGACGGGAGGCCAGUUGAACUUUUCCCCUUGCUAAAUGGUGUACUGACCAAUCCUAACUGUGAGUUUGAGAGUAACUUCAUUGCUGUCCACACUCUAUCUUCAUGGCUAAGAGAUUCCUCCCUGCUCACUGCUGAAGAACCGAUGAGUAUUGAUUUAAAGGCUGAGAAAUCAAGUAGUUCGAGUGAACCUAUGGAAGAAGAUUUGCUUGCCAGUACUGAGAGUGAUAGAGAUGGCAAUUGUGAGAAAGAUGCUGAUCAAGGAGUUUCUCAAGAAAUCAGUUCUAGUGAAACAGAUAGUGAAAGUGUGAAGGUAGAAGGUGAAAUGGAGACAGAAAGUGCUACCUCAUUGAGUGAAUCUAGGAGCGCUACUGUACGUACCAGUUACAACCCACAGAAUGCUCUGCGAGAAGCUGUAUCUGCUUGGCUGGAAGAAUUUUCUAAAGUAAAACAUGCUACAUCCAGAACCUAUGCCAAAAGUGGUGCCUACAGUAUGACACCUGAGGCUAUGCCAAUUUCUGUGCAAGCACCUAUUGGGACAUGUCCAACUUCACAUACAAAUGUUACUACCACUGUGUGCUCACCUGUAGUGACUCCUUCACCAAUAAAGGUGGCAAAGGAAAACAGUAGGAAAAAGCUUAGCACUUCUUCGGCUUCAGAAAAGAAAGAUGAAGACACUGAAAAGAAAGAGCAGGAAAUGCCAAUGGAAAUAAGUGAACCAAAGGAGAAACCUGCUUUGACACCACUGAGUGUCGAGGACCUUCUGUUGCUGGUAGAUUUAUUCUACCUACCAUACAAUCAUGGGCAGAAAGCCAAACAGAUCAUAACUGAUUUCAAAUGGCUCAAGUUCAAUGCAAUUAAGGAAGAUUCACAAGACUUCAUGGAGCUUACUGAACAAGAGCAGAAAUCUAAGAUAACAGAAUGGAAUGACAGAGCUGAGAAGUUCCACGAAAUCUGUCGGUCAGUAGGAGAGAUGUUUGUGAGACUAACAGAAACAUCCAAUAGAGCACUACUGUAUGACCUCUAUCCAUAUGUCUGGGAUGUAAAGGAAGUCUUGCAGUUGCUCGACACAUUUGUAAAUUGGCUGAGCACAAAGAACAAGAGGAGGAAGCAAAAAGGGCAAAGCUUUUACCCAGAAGAUCCUGAACCUUGGGUGUUUAGAGGAGGUUUAUGUGGAGAGCUGCAGAGACUGUUACCUAUUGAUGGAGGACAUGAAGUGUUCAACGUGAGAGCCCCUGAAAUUCCCACUACGCGUAUCUACACAAUCAGACCAUACCAGACAGAAGAUGAGAAAUCCUUGUAUGAAAUUUGUGUUGCAACGUGUGAUGAUUGGGAAGAUGGGCAUGAUUUAUUUCCUGACAAACAAUUCAACAUGGCAGGAGAUAGGUUUGUUGGUCCAUACCUGAGGAUCUGUCCUGAACAUGUGUUCGUGGUGGAGGAUGGAGAUGGUAUCUGUGGCUAUGCAGUGGCGGCUCCUGAUUCAAAACACUUUUAUGAGCAGUUUAAGAAACACUGGCUUCCUGAGGUUUGCAAGAAAUACCAAAAGCCACACGGAAAUUCAUCAGAGUGGACAUAUGCAGAACAACUGGCCAAUAGUUUUCACAGUCCAAAGAUAUUUCUUCCUGAAGACUUGGCUUUAAAGUUCAGCGCCCACGUACAGUUAUACCUUCUUCCUCGUGCACAGAACCUUGGUCUUGGCAAGCGCCUGUUAGCCUGUGUUCUGUCGGCGCUGAAGGCUGAAGAUUGCACAGGGGUGCACUGUGAGAUUGCGACCACAAACAACAACGCUCUGGACUUCUACACCAAAUUAGGAUUCUAUAAUAUUCCACUCAAGGAACCAGCGCCUCCGGACACUGUCAUCUUCGGCAGAACAUUUUAAGCAAAUGUUCCUUCAGUUAAUCACUGACCUACUUUGUGUUUCUUGUAUGCAAGUUAAAUCGUGAAGGAAUAGCCUUUUAAGUUUAGGCAAGUGCCUUAUUGCAGAACAAAAUUGUGCGAUAUCUUCCUAUGUUGUCGUGUAGUGGGUUGUUUCAUUUUUAAAUACUGUAGUAAGUUUAAUUACUUGUUGCAUUAAUGUAAUUAUGUCCAGUUGUUGUUGUAAAACGUUAGGUCUAUGUUAAUGUAACAUAUUAUUGUUCUGCGGAAACGCAGUACUUUGUACAGUGUAUGUGAUGAUCUCUGCUGUAUUAUGGAAGAAAAAACAUAGGCAGAAAAUUUUAGAAAAAGUUUAAAAUAUCGAGUCGGUGCUCGCGCCGUUCACGACUUGUACGGAGAGAAUUUUUUUUAUAAAAUUACUCUUUUACAAAAAAUUAUAAAAUAUUUAAUUUAGCAAUUUAAGGUUAUGCCGACCUAAAUUUGAAGAUACUUGUGUAUCAUGUAGAAUUGAGUGGUAGUCGGGGCUCGCUAUAUUUAAGGUUAUUCCCCAGUAUUGCAUUGCGCAUCCCUACUGCGCAUAAUUUCAUGCGUGAUUAGCGCGCGCG